ACUUGCAAGGGGUACUGGUGCUCGAAGACCCGUCUCCCACGUUCUCAUUGAGCGUGUUUAGGGAUUGUUUUAUUAUUUUUUUACAUAAAAGUUGUUUGAUUUAGUUUAUUAUUAUUAUUAUUAUUAUUUGAUAGUUUGGUAGUUGUUUUGGUGUUUUGUUCCUUUUUUGGGGAAUCUUGUUUGCAUCCCGCACAGUAGGUGGCAAGAAUGCAAAUUAAAUUGUGCGAUCGCUAAUAUAACAUAUAAUAACUACAGUAAGUACAAUGUAUGGUUCUGAAUCAUAAUUCAAAGGUAACGCGUAGCAAAUUCACCACUUGAAUAAUGUGAUUUGUAUGAUGAUUUCCACCUUUUAAUCGGUUGAUUGUAGUGUAAUCGGGUUUCUGCAACAAAUACUUUUUUGUUGAAAUCGAAAGUAAAUAUUUUGAAUGACACAGCGGAUCUGACUGCUAAGCUACUAGGCUGAGGACAUGUUGCUGGGUGUUGGCCUCUAAGUUUCAGGGGAAUAUCAUCUGCAUUCAGCAAGAGCGCGCAGUCUGUAGGUGUGACCCACUGCCUCUAAAAUGAGUCUCUCUGGGGAGAGAGGGGAGAGGACCGCUGCCUCUAAAAUGAGUCUCUCUGGGGAGAGAGGGGAGAGGACCGCUGCCUUUAAAAUGAGUCUCUCUGGGGAGAGAGGGGAGAGGACCGCUGCCUCUAAAAUGAGUCUCUCUGGGGAGAGAGGGGAGAGGACCGCUGCCUCUAAAAUGAGUCUCUCUGGGGAGAGAGGGGAGGGGAGCGCUGCCUCUAAAAUGAGCCUCCCUCAAGACAUCAGCUCUGAGAGUGUCCAGCAUCACCGAGCAGAGUCACCUACACCCAGCCUGUUAUCAAUGAAGAGUGACAACUCAAUGUUUCUUCCACCUACUUUCAACCAGGAAACACAAACCGCUGACAAAAGUGGGCUAACAAUAGACCUGUGUGCCCUGUGUGAAAGAGGGCCAAAGGAUCAAGUAUCCAUCCCCGGUGGACACAGUUACUGCAAGCAGUGCAUAAGUGUCUUGGUCUCACCUAAACCUCUCCAACAUCAACACUCCGAGUCAAGUCACCACUACGCUGGACCUGGAGACGUGGCCUGUGUUCUCUGCACUGAGAAAAAGCUCAAAGCUGUGAGGUCCUGUCUGAUCUGCACUGCCUCCUAUUGUGAGAGCCACGUAAGGCAGCAUUACAUAGUAGCAGCACUGCGAAAACACACCCUGGUGGAGGUGACAGGAAACCUGGAGCAGAAACUCUGCCAGCUGCACCACAAAGCUCUGGAAGUCUUCUGUAAGACCGACCAGAUACUCGUCUGUAAUGUAUGUGCCGUGGAGGACCACAGAGGCCACAGAAAAUGCUACAUAGAGAUCCCCAUGUUGUUGGACACUUCAUCUCUACUAGGUCAGUCACUGAAAAACAUGAGUGAUUUGAAUCUCUUCAAAAAUCAUCUGAUCCAUUGUUACCCAGAGUGCUUUGAGACCCAGCUGGACAAUGAAGAUGUUCGAGAUUUGGUUGAGAAGAUGCUGGAGAGUUUUGGAACUGAGGGUGCCUUGAAGAUCACACUGAACUUUCUAGACAUAAGAAAUAAAACUCUUUGGAAAGCCAGAGAAAUUAAAACUAAACUGGGGCAGAAGUUUCAACAAAUAUUUCAAGGAAUUGGACACCAUGGAAAGCAAACUCUCUUAAAUGACAUCUACACAGAGCUCUACAUCACAGAAGGUGGAAGUGGAGAGGUCAAUAAUGAACAUGAGGUGAGACAUAUCGAGGCGGUUUCUAAGGAACAAACCACACAAAAGACCGCAAUCAAAUGCAACAACAUCUUCAAAAGGUUACCUGGACAAAGAAAACCUAUCAGGACUGUGCUGACCAAAGGAAUCGCUGGCAUUGGAAAAACAGUUUCUGUGCAGAAGUUCAUCCUUGACUGGGCAGAGGGAAAAGCAAAUCAAGAUAUUCAUUUCAUAUUUCCUCUUCCUUUCCGCGACCUUAACCUGAAAAGGGGUCAAUAUAGUCUGAUGCAACUUCUGCAAUACUACUGCCCAGAUCUAAAAGAUAUUGACAGCAUUCAGUGUGGUGAAAUCAAAACUCUUUUCAUUUUUGACGGUCUGGAUGAGUGUCGACAUCCUCUAAAUUUCCAGAACAAUGAGGACCUGUAUGACAUCACAAAGCCAACCUCAGUGGAUGUGCUGCUGACAAACCUCAUCAAAGGGAAUCUGCUUCCCUCUUCUCAUCUCUGGAUAACCACACGACCAGCAGCAGCCAAUCAGAUACCUUUUGAGUGUGUUCACCAGGUGACCGAAGUAAAAGGUUUCAGUGACCCACAGAAGGAGGAGUACUUCAGGAAGAUAAUCGGUGAUGAGGACCUGGCCAGCAGAAUCAUCACACAGAUGAAGACAUCAAAAAGCCUCUACAUCAUGUGCCACAUGCCAGUCUUCUGUUGGAUAUCAGCCACUGUCCUUGAAACAAUGCUAAAAGAAACAAAGAAUGUCGAAGUCCCCAAAUCUCUGACACAGAUGAACACCCACUUCCUGCUCAUCCAAACCAGUGUGAAAAACAAAAAGUACAACAAAGCCACAGAGAAAAACCCUAAGAAACUGUCUCAGUCAGACAAAGGCAUGAUCCUGAAACUAGGAAAGCUGGCUUUCCAACAGUUGCAGAAGGGUAACCUUAUCUUCUAUGAGGAAGACCUGACAGAGUGUGGCAUCGAUGUCACAGAGGCAUCAGAGUACUCAGCCUUGUGUACAGAAAUGUUUAAAGACAAAUGUGGGCUAUACGAAGACAAGGUCUUCAGCUUUGUGCAUCUGAGCAUUCAAGAGUUUCUGGCAGCAGUAUAUGCUUUAGAGUCAUGGCUGGGGAAGUCUGAAAAUGUGUUUGAUGAAUCAUUCAAAUGUGACAAGUUGUCUGACUUACACAUGAGUGCAGUGGACAAAGCCUUGCAGAGUAAGAAUGGACACCUGGACCUGUUCCUUCGAUUUCUUCUGGGCCUCUCACUGGAGUCCAAUCAGAAUCUCUUAAAAGGCCUUCUGACAAGGAGAGGAGGUCAAACACCGAGCAUUGAGGAAACAUUCAAGUACCUUUCAGACAAGAUUAAGAUGGAAUCCUCACCAGAAAGGAUCAUCAACUUGUUCCACUGUCUGAAUGAACUUGGGGAUAACUCUGUAGUUGAAGAGAUCCAGACCUCCCUGCGAUCAGGAACUCUUUCAGAAACAAAGCUACAACCUCACCAAUGUUCAGCCCUGGCCUUUGUGUUACUGAUGUCAGAGGGGGUGCUGGAUGAGUUUGACCUGAAGACAUAUAACACAUCAGUGGAAGGUCGUCUGAGGUUGCUGCCAGUAGUGAAAACCUGCAAGAAAGCAUCACUGGCUGGCUGUGACCUCACAUAUCCAUCCUGUUGGACUCUGGCCUCAGCCCUGCGGACACCAAACUGCCCCCUGACAGAGCUAGACCUCAGCUACAAUGACCUGGGAGACAGAGGAGUGAAGCUGCUAUUCAGUCCACUCCACAACAUACAGACACUUAUUCUAGGUCCAUGUGGUCUGACAGAGGGUUGCUGUUCAUAUCUGGCCUCAGUCCUGAGUGCACCCAACUCACAACUGAAACAACUGGAGCUGAGAUACAACAACCUGCACGACUCAGGAGUUACACUGCUGUGUGCUGGACUGAAGGAUCCAAACUGCAAACUGCAGACACUAGGCCUAAGUCAGUGUGGUCUGACAGAGGGUUGCUGUUCAGAUCUGGCCUCAGUCCUGAGUGCACCCAACUCACAACUGAAACAACUGGAGCUGAGAGACAACGACCUGCAGGACUCAGGAGUUACACUGCUUUCUGAUGGUCUGGUGGAUCCAAACUGUAAACUACAGAAACUAGGCCUAAGUCAGUGUGGUCUGACAGAGGGUUGCUGUUCAUAUCUGGCCUCAGUCCUGAGUGCACCCAACUCACAACUGAAACAACUGGAGCUGAGAGACAAUGACCUGCAGGACUCAGGAGUUACACUGCUUUCUGAUGGCCUGGCGGAUCCAAACUGUGAACUGCAGACCCUAGGACUGUCUGGCUGUGAAGUCACAGGGGAGGGCUGUGCUGCUCUGGCUUCUGCUCUGAGGUCAAACCCCUCCCACCUGAGAGAGCUGGACCUGAGCUACAAUCACCCAGGAGACUCUGCAGGGGGACUGCUUUCAGCUGGUAAAGGGGAUCCCACAUGCAAACUGAUGAAGCUGAAUGUGGAUCACGGUGCAGAGUGCAGGCUGAUAUCCGGGCUGAGGAAAUAUGCCUGUCAGCUCACCAUGGACCCAAACACAGCAAACGCACACCUGUUACUCUCUGAGGAGAACAGGAAGGUGACACGGGUGGACAAGGAGCAGCAUUACGAAGACCAUCCAGACAGAUUUAAAUGGCAUCCCCAAGUUCUCUGCAGAGAAGGCCUAUCUGGAUCUCGAUAUUACUGGGAGGUGAUGUGGGAUUGUGGAGAGCCUGACAUUGGAGUGACUUACAAAGGAAUGAGUCGGAUGGGAUGGGGGUCUGACAGUUGGAUUGGACAAAAUACCAAGUCCUGGAGUUUGAACUGCGCUGGUGAAGGUUACUAUUACUUUUACAAUGCGGGAGGCAAUAUCACAUUCUUCCGUGGUCCUGUUUUGCACAGAGUUGGUGUGUAUCUUGACUGGCCAGCUGGUACUUUGUCCUUCUAUAGUGUGUCCUUUGGUAAACAGAAACACCUUCACACAUUCUACACCACAUUCACUGAACCCCUCUAUCCUGGGUUUUGGAUAUACCCACACUCUUCCUUGUCUACAUAAGUAGGGGUGCUGCAGCGAUCACUGAAAAAUGUCAAUCAUUUUCCAAAAAUGUACAGUGUAUAAAUACAAAUAUUUUCCCCAAAAUUAUAUUACUCCUGUCUGAACAGACCAAUAAAACUUGUUAAAAAUACUAAACCAGAGAGCAAAAAUCGUAGAAUUAAUAGCAUGUAGAAAGUUAGCUGUGGAUUUUAUCAGAAGCACUUCCAGUCAGGAAGGCUGCAGCAAAUGUAGAACAGCUUGUUAUGGGGCGGCAGGGUAGCCUAGUGGUUAGAGUGUUGGGCCAGUAACCGAAAUGUUGCUAGAUCAAAUCCCUGAGCUGACAAGGUACAAAUCUGUCCUUCUGCCCCUGAACAAGGCAGUUAACCCACUGUUCCUAGGUGGUCAAUUGUAAAUAAGAAUUUGUUCUUAACUGACUUGCUUAGUUAAAUAAAGGUCACAUAAAAAAAUGACGUUGUGGUCAUGUUGUCAAUGGGAACUGCCAUCUAUGGAUUGUAAUUCUAUGGUUGGUUGCGGCUGUCAGUUUGCCUUAAACACAUUUUUAAAUACAAAAAAAUAUAGAAGACUAAUCUGUCUGUAGAAGCUACAAAACAGCUUUUGAGCUAUUUCUGAAGGAACAUCACUGUUUUUCAAAGUAGCUUAUCUUGAGAUAAGCUAUUGCAGUGUUUCCCAAACUCGGGGGUCGCCUGACUAUAAAAUUGCACUUUGUUCAUAGAACCGGGGUUACCUGAGCUCAGUGACUUUCAACGUGGCACCAUCAUAGGAUGCCAAACGAGUCAGUUCGUCAAAUUUCUGCACUGCUUGAGUUGUCCAGGUCAACUGUAAGUGCUGUUAUUUUGAAGGUGAAAUGUCGAGGAGCAACAAUGGCGCAGGCAUAAGGUGGUAGGCCACACAAGCUCACAGAAUGGGACCGCUGAGUGAUGAAGUGCCUAGCACGUAAAAAUUGUCUGUCCUCGGUUGCAGCACUCACUACCAAGAUCCAAACUGCCUCUGGAAGCAAUGUCAUCACAAGAACUGUUCAUUGGGAACUUCAUGGAAUGGGUUCCAUUGCCGAACAGCCGCGCACACAAGCCUAAGAUCACCAUGCGCAAUGCCAAGCAUUGGCUGGUGUGCUGUAAAGCUCGCCGCCAUUGGACUCUGGAUCAGUGGAAAUGCCUUCUCUGGAGUGAUAAAUCACACUUCACCAUCUGGCAGUCCGAUGGAUGAAUCUGGGUUUGGCGGAUGCCAGGAGAACGCUACCUGCCCUAAUGCAUAGUACCAACUUUAACAGUUUGGUGGAGGAGGAAUAAUGGUCUGGAGCUGUUUUUCAUGGUUUGAGCUGGACAGUCUCAUAGCAAUACCUUGUCUUUAUGGGGUAGUGUGUGUAGAUUGAUGAGGAAAAUGUUUUAUUUAAUCCAUUUUAGAAUAAGGCUGUAUAGUAACAAAGUGGGAAAAGUGAAAGGGGUCUGAAUACUUUCCGAAUGCACCAGGGUGGCUACUUUGAAGAAUCUCAAAUAUAACAUAUUUUUGGAUUUGUUGAAACUUUUUUGGUUACUACAUGAUUCCAUGUGUGUUAUUUCAUAGUCUUCACUAAUUAUUCUACAAUGUAAAAAAUAAAGAAAAACCUUGAGUAGGUGUUCUAAAGCUUUUGA
Oncorhynchus nerka (sockeye salmon) is the source of this 6421-nucleotide messenger RNA. Its product is annotated as NACHT, LRR and PYD domains-containing protein 3-like. Gene Ontology annotation, biological process: intracellular signal transduction. Gene Ontology annotation, molecular function: protein binding; zinc ion binding. NCBI's taxonomy places the organism in Eukaryota, Metazoa, Chordata, Actinopteri, Salmoniformes, Salmonidae. The transcript is spliced from 14 exons. The coding region runs from base 561 to 4793 and encodes 1410 amino acids. The record is from RefSeq and is a predicted model, not a curated record.